AUGCCACAACCGACUGCUACGUCAGUGCCGAUACCAAAAACCACAACGACUACUACAACGACCCCCGCGCCGGUUACAACAUCGGCACCGACUGCUACAACGCCGUUGAUCACAUCCAACUGUCGUAAUGGUGAAAUUUAUCCCUCAGGCACGGGUAGUUGUGACCAAUUCCUAAUGUGCUAUAACGGCAUAUUUGUGUUAAUGAUUUGCCCAGUCGGUCUGGCCUACAACUACCAAACGAAGAGCUGCGACUGGUCUGGAAAUGUGCCAGCUUGUGGUGCACCAGGCGAUACGGGCUACUGUGGCGACACUAACGCGUACUAUAAGCUUGAGGGUUACUGUGAUAUCUUCAUCGAAUGUGUUGAACGUCAAGAAUUUAGAAGAUCAUGUCCAGAUGGCUUACACUUCAAUCCGGAAGCGCCAUGGCCGCAGUAUCCUUGUGGAUACCCGAUGGACGUCCCAUGUGGCCCGAAGGAUGUUCAACAGACAGCUAGAUCAACGCGAGACUGCCCUCAUGAGUAUGGAUUCUUUGAAUCGCCUUUAGCGACUCGCGUUGACUGUGGACAUUAUAGGCAGUGCGUGGAUGGUGUUCCUAUAGAAAUGCUAUGCCCAUGGGGUCUUGCUUUCAAUCCCGAAAUAGGUCGUUGUGACUGGCCCGCUUUGGUACCUUCUUGUGACGCUGAAGCAUUCCUUGGCUAUUCCUGCCCGCCGGGAUCCGUCGACGAAUAUGGAUAUGAUAUUACUGAAAACUUUGGAAUUCCCGGAAAAUGCUACACGUUCAUUUCAUGUCACAGAGGUGGUGCUCGCUUGCUUACCUGCGACCUUGGCUUCAAAUUUGACGAAACUGUCAACCGUUGUGUUAACUCCGAUCUCGUAAGAAGUUCCACGCCUUGUGAAGAGCGUCCAAAAUAUUAA
Parnassius apollo (apollo) is the source of this 915-nucleotide messenger RNA. The record is from the annotation of a GenBank genome assembly. Lineage: Eukaryota; Metazoa; Arthropoda; Insecta; Lepidoptera; Papilionidae.